Messenger RNA from Dromiciops gliroides (monito del monte), 1323 nucleotides. RefSeq lists its product as uncharacterized. Bases 1 to 1278 code for a protein of 425 amino acids. The transcript is spliced from 3 exons. The record is from RefSeq and is a predicted model, not a curated record. Gene Ontology annotation, biological process: endosome organization; retrograde transport, endosome to Golgi; receptor recycling. NCBI's taxonomy places the organism in Eukaryota, Metazoa, Chordata, Mammalia, Microbiotheria, Microbiotheriidae. Gene Ontology annotation, cellular component: recycling endosome; early endosome; trans-Golgi network.
AUGAGCAGGGAGUCGAAGGAACCCCACGGGACUCGGGGCUCACUCCGCGUGCGCGCCCUCACCUGGGGCUCCGGGGAGGGGAGAGGAGAGGGGAGAAGGGGGCGGGAGAAAAAGAACGCUAUCGCCUGGGUUACAUCCGGGGCACCGCUCCGGAGUCAACCGGAAGAGAUUCCUAGAACGCUUAGAAACUACCCGGAAGUGGCUUCAUCCGUUUUAGAAGACUUUGUUGGGAAAGAGGGCGGAAAGAAGAACCUAGAAACCAUGGGGGUGACGUCACUCUCUGUGAGCGAAGGGAAUGGUAGUGAGGGCGGAAGUUGCGAUAAACUGGUCGGAAGUAGCUUCUAUCCCUCCUGGCAGUAUUGGGCUGGAGGAGAAGGGUUCAGGGCGGAAGGCGUGCGAGCCGUGACACAAAAGAGGACGCCCUCUAGGACCCAGGAGGAAGCCUCUUUUCGCUCUAGGGCCUGGCCCGAAGCCCAUCCCCGGAAGGAUUUCCUGGUUCCUGGGGUUGGGGGGGUGAGCCAUCAAGAGAUAGGGAAACGACCUCCCCGCCCCGCCCCCUGCACCUGUUCCCACUGUCACUGUCCGGAGGGGCCCUCCCGCCCCCUGCUCUCAGGUUUAGCUACCAUGAAACUGCACCGGAAGCCUGUGCUCAGCUACCUUCGUGGAACAGGAGCCCGGGCCCCAGACCGGGAGGGAAUCUUGCUGAAGAAAGGGACCCGCAAUUCCAGCUACCAACGCCGCUGGUUCAUCCUCCGGGGAAAUCUGCUCUAUUACCUGGAGCACCGAGGGGAUCGGACCCCCCUAGGCCUCAUCUUGUUAGACAACUGCCGGGUGGAGCCCCGGGACAGUAGUGCUGGGCUCUAUGCCUUUGUCAUCCAGGCUUCCUCAGAAGGGGGCCGCUGCUACAAACUGGCAGCGGAGAGCCAGGAUGACUUCCACGGCUGGCUUCGAGCCCUGCUUGGGGCAGGAUGGAGCCAGCUGUGGGAGCUCCUGCAGCCCUUACAGCAACAGUAUCAAAGAGUGUGCCAAGAAGCUGGAGUGGAGCCCCGGACCCCUCCGCAGGAAGACAGACUUCUGGGCCUCCCCGGCUCUCCAGCCCCCUCUGGCUUCCAAGAGCUGCACCAGCGCCUGGGGGAAGAGAUCCAGGCACUUGCCAGGUCCUGGACCACCAGGAGGGCGAGUGGACCACAUGGGGUACGGGCUAGAGGAAGAUGUGGCAGGUGUAGAGCACUCCAAGGGACAUCUGGGACUGACCUGGAAUUGUCUUGGGACAACUAAAAUGAAAUAGAUUCGCACAGCCUGGAAGUGCACUUCAAUAAAAGU